ACAUUUCGCGCUUUAUGUCAAAAGUAAAAACGUAAAUAUGAUUUAUUGAUAAAUUAGUUCGAUAUUUAAACAAAAAUGGAAACAGUUAUCAUAGCUUUGGAUUUAGAUAAAGUAUGUCGCGUGUGUUUAUUAGAAUCUAGUACAAUGUUUUCGAUUUAUAGUGAAUUAUUAGAACAGCAUUCCGACGAGAAAAUGCCGACGAUAUGUGAAAUACUCGUUAAUAUAUCUAACAUAAAUAUUCGUAACGACGAAAAUUUACCGAGCAUGAUAUGUGCUAAAUGCAUAGAUUGCGCUCACAGUGCAUAUAAAUUUCAACAACAAUGCAACAAAUCCCAAUAUUUACUCGAUUCUUACUUAGAACAAAUUAAAAAUUUCACUCCAAAAGAUGAUAAUCAAGUUCCAAAUAUGAAUGAAGUGAAAAUAUUAGAAACAUUUCCAUCUGAUAACAACGAUUUAUUACAAGAAGGAGAUCUGCUUAAUGAUAGCUUGAAUUUUAUGAAAGAUGAUUAUUUACUAGACGUUGGAAAUGAUAUUAAAGAUGACUCUGAUGAUUUAAAAAGUUGUAUACCAUUGGGAGAAGACACCGUAGAUCAAUUGAUACAAGAUAAUCUAAAAUUAGGUAACCUGGAACUCAUAUCACCAAAGAUGGAUUUUAGUCUCCAUAUUAAGGAAGAGGAAACAAAUAAACCAUUCAAGGAUAUGCAAAAUAUGAAUUAUUACCGAAAUAUCACAAAAUCCGGUGACUUGUUCUAUGAUUGCAACAUCUGCGAACAAUCUUUUAAAUUACCCAACCAAUUAAAACUCCACUUAAAGUCUCACAACGAGGAUAAACCAUUUGUUUGCACGGAAUGUCGGAAGGGAUUUAAAGUAUAUGGUUCCCUGAUGCAUCAUGCCCGUAAUCAUUCAGGGGAAAAGGCAUUUCAAUGUAAAGAAUGUGGGAAACGGUACAGGCAAUCUGGUACACUUACCGCGCACAUGAGGAUACAUACUGGUUCUAAACCAUAUUUGUGCUCGAUUUGUGGCAGAGGGUUCAGACAAGCUCCAGAUUUGACUUACCAUAUGAGGACCCAUACCAAAGAAAAACCGUACAUGUGUAAUGUGUGCGGGAAAACGAUGUCUAUGCAGUGUCACUUAGUGCAACAUAUGAGAUCGCACACUGGAGAAAAACCCUUCAAAUGUUUUAUAUGCGAUAAGGCAUUCCCGUCAUCGACAAGACUGAAACGCCAUUCCAUAGUCCACACCAACUUGAAACCGUUCAAGUGCACAAUCUGUGAUAAAUCUUUCAACAGAAGCAGCAGUUUGAAAGUCCAUACGAAAAUCCACAAUGGCGUCAAAUCCCAUUCGUGUCCGAUAUGCCAGAAGAGCUUCCUAUGGGCGCAUUCUCUUCGAGCGCACCUUCUAACCCAUUCGAAAAACUCCGAAAUCGAACUAGAGGAACCUUCCGGUGAAUUGUCGACCAUCAACGACGAUAAAACCCCCGAGAACGAAACGUUCGCGAUAAUAUCCAACGGAAACUGCGAUUCCAGAAACGAAUCUUUUCAAAUAUGCGCGUUGAGCGCCGAGGAUGGAUGCGAACACGUCGACACGUUUACUUUGUAUGCAUCGGGCGACAAUCGAUUGUCAAAUCUUGGAAAUCUUUCAUCCCUCAGUAUGUAAUAACGUAUUGACUCAUUUUGCUGCACCGUGUUAAUGAUUAAUGCUUUAAUUUCAUCUAGCUUAACUGUCAAUAGUUGACGUACGAAGAUCUCAAGUGUUUAUCUUUUAAAAAUGAAUUUCUAGGUACAAAAUAAGCUGAUCUCAAAAUAUUUAUGCUUAAAAGUAAGUUUUAUUUGAUUUUUUGACACUAUUUUUCGUUUCUGUUGAGAUAUUUUAUAUAUUUUGACAUUAUGAUGACAGAACUUUGUUUUUGGUACUGUGAGUUGUCGCUUUCGAACUUUUGAGGUUUCAAUCAUGAAACAAUACAUGUGUUAACUGUCAAUUGUUGUUUUCGAACUUUUGACGUUUCUGUUGUCGUUUUUGUUGCUAUCAAAUAUUUUUUCAAUGAGGUACAUCAGGAUUACCUCUUUUCAUAAAGACUGUUAUUUUAGUUUUAUUUAUUACAAAUUUUAAAGUAUUUCACUAUUUUUUUAUUUCAAAAUAUUUUUUAUUUAUUUUUAUAAUAUAUAGUCAUGUUUUAAAGACUUUUAGUUUUGUUAAAAGCUGUUGAAAAGAUUUUUAAGAUGUUUUCCGUGUAUUUGUGUCUAAUAAAUUGUUGAAUUUUA
Diorhabda sublineata is the source of this 2261-nucleotide messenger RNA. Its product is annotated as zinc finger protein 124-like. Gene Ontology annotation, biological process: regulation of transcription by RNA polymerase II. Gene Ontology annotation, cellular component: nucleus. NCBI's taxonomy places the organism in Eukaryota, Metazoa, Arthropoda, Insecta, Coleoptera, Chrysomelidae. Gene Ontology annotation, molecular function: RNA polymerase II cis-regulatory region sequence-specific DNA binding; zinc ion binding; DNA-binding transcription factor activity. The record is from RefSeq and is a predicted model, not a curated record. The coding region runs from base 76 to 1656 and encodes 526 amino acids. The transcript has 5 exons.